Diaporthe amygdali is the source of this 1602-nucleotide messenger RNA. RefSeq lists its product as uncharacterized. Lineage: Eukaryota; Fungi; Ascomycota; Sordariomycetes; Diaporthales; Diaporthaceae. The coding region runs from base 1 to 1602 and encodes 533 amino acids. The transcript has a single exon. The record is from RefSeq and is a predicted model, not a curated record.
AUGACAUCCUUGCGAGGGUCAACAUGGAGCAAGUCAUGCCAAAAUGGAUUGGUCACGCAAGAACCGUACCAAUAUCGCGCACUCAGCUCCUCAUCAGCAAUUAGGCUCAUAAAGGUGUCGCCGGAAAAGGUGAACGGCUGCAUAGCAUGCAGGAUUUAUCAAUUCGAUGAGAAGCAACAAACGAACAUCAAAUACCAUGCUCUAUCAUACCAGUGGGGGGACCCAAAGGCAACCAGGCAGAUCUACCUGCAAGAUCAGGGCCGGGAGUGGCGAUCUUUCCCAGUUCACGAAAAUCUUUGGCGAUUCAUUGAUCACGUAUGGCGACGUCAAACAUUUGACCGGUUUUUCUGGACCGACCACCUAUGUUUGAACCAGAAUGGCCACGAAGAAAUCUCACAGCAAGUGCCACGGAUGCACGCGAUAUAUCGCAACGCAGAGCUCGCUUUGAUCUGGCUCCAGCUCGACAAGUCGGAAGAAGGGGCCCUACGGAAAGUCAUAAAAUCGCGCGAGCGCUCCAAGCUAAUGCCCAGAUUCUGGUGUAAAAUAAUGCAGAAGCGAUUGGCGUCUUACCAAGACAAGAUUUGGAGCGUGACAGAGAAUCCUUACUGGGGUCGUGUCUGGAUAGUACAAGAGGUUGUGAUGGCCAAGCGAGUGUGCGUCACAUCCGGAGACAUCUCGAUCGAUCUGGAUGACUUACAUGCGCUGGUAGAACCAUUUCGAAAGGCCACGUUCCCGCUUGGACACCCUUCGAUGUGGGUACUAUGCGACAUGCGUGCCGCGGGCGGGAAAAUGCCUCUAUGGAGGAUACUGAGGGACUUUACCGGCUACCAAAGCAGCCGACCGGCUGACCGCGUGUACGGACUACUGGGCAUGGUGGCGGAUGACGAUGAUGGGAGUUCUCCUGCUGCGAAUAUCCAUGUCGACUACGAUAAGCCGGUAUUGCAAGUCUUGCUAGAUGCAAUGUUCGAGUCAUCGCCGCCUCUCACGGAAUACAGACUCGUGACUCUGUGCCUGGGACCACCGAGCACAUAUGACAGUCUCUCACUCUUAGAGGAGUAUAUCACUCGCAGCACCACAACUCCAAGGCAGAGGUAUUUUGCAAAACAUGCCUUACACGCUUUCGAAGCUUUCAACAUAAUCAAGUCGGUCCCGGGAGCGCCGCACCGAUACGACAUCCGUGACAUAACCGAUGACCUUUUCGCAUCAGCCGCAGAAACCGGUUGGAAGCCGUCCUGUCGUCAAAGCGCAGCACUGAUCGGCCUUCUCCUCGCGAGGUGGACCAGCAAGCCAGUCGCGCAUUGGAAGGCUAAUCGCGAGCGUAGAGGCCAGAAGCCGUCUCCCUGGCAAUGUGCUGCCCACUGGUCUGUGUACCGAGACCAAGUGGUUCCUGCGCCGUAUGAGAUGGUCACACGGGUCACUGCUGCGAGAAGCUGGGACCGUAAAGGCGUGGUGGAUGCGUGCGGAGAGCAAUCUCGAUUUUGCGACGGGUCGACAAUAACGUGCGAGAUCCCGCAAAUUGGGCUCCGCCUCCUCGUGCAGCCUGCCAUCAAUACCGCAGGGGAAGGACGUCUGAGUCUUUACCGGGCGCAAUCGAAUAUCUGA